Molecule: messenger RNA, 531 nt
Organism: Batrachochytrium dendrobatidis JAM81
Lineage: Eukaryota; Fungi; Chytridiomycota; Chytridiomycetes; Rhizophydiales
Exons: 2
Coding region: 1-531 (176 amino acids)
Source: RefSeq, a predicted model, not a curated record
AUGCUCACCAGGUUAUGGGGGGUUAGGGUUAAAUGCACCACAGGUUAUGGGGGGUUAGGGUCAAGUGUUCACCAGGUUAUGGGGGUUAGGGGCGAUUCCGGGGCUACUGGGGGCCACAGGCUACGUGGUACUCCCCCUAUCUACCGCCUACGUCUAGUCUACAUCGGUGUUAGGCCCAGUCUACGCCUUCCACCCUUUGUAGCCGGAAGCCGCCCUAGAUACCCUCCCUUAAACCCCCAUUUUUUUCUUCUCGCUCGCUUCGCUCGCUCGGCCAGGGCUAGGUUUGGGCCUGGCGGCCCCCCUCUUUAUCCCCUAUCCCCAUCCCCCACACCCCCCCCCCAAAAAAGAAGAAAAGAAAAGAAAUUCCUCUCCCCCAAACUCCCCCCAAAAAAAUCACCCGAAAUCACAAGAUCCCAUCCCAAUACAACACCCUCAGGUAACUCCACCCCAAAAAAAAAUCAAAAAACCCAAGGCUUAAUCUCACCAGAUCGUAACAACAAGGCUACUCUACUGCUUACAAUACCCGGGUGA